Molecule: messenger RNA, 1280 nt
Organism: Helobdella robusta
Lineage: Eukaryota; Metazoa; Annelida; Clitellata; Rhynchobdellida; Glossiphoniidae
Exons: 1
Coding region: 89-361 (90 amino acids)
Biological process (GO): regulation of DNA-templated transcription
Molecular function (GO): RNA polymerase II cis-regulatory region sequence-specific DNA binding; DNA-binding transcription factor activity, RNA polymerase II-specific
Source: RefSeq, a predicted model, not a curated record
GGAGUUCCACUGCUCCAGAUACGUCAAAAAACAGUUCACAUGUCCCCACUGCGAAUGCAAAUCCUACGCCAGCCUGGGGGCCUUAAAAAUGCACAUCCGAACACACACGCUGCCCUGCAAGUGCAAGUUAUGUGGGAAGGCCUUCUCCCGACCCUGGUUGCUUCAGGGGCAUCUGAGAACGCACACGGGGGAGCGACCCUUCGGCUGUCCCCACUGUUGCAGGGCCUUUGCUGACCGCAGCAACUUGAGGGCCCACAUGCAGACGCACAGUGAUGUUAAGAAGUACAACUGCAACAAGUGCGGCAAAACGUUUUCAAGGAUGUCCUUACUGCACAAACACCGAGAAAAUAAUAUCUGCUGAUGAUGAUGAUUGCAUCAUUUGUUUGUUUGCUUUUAUUAACUAUUUAACUGCUAAAUAACAUUAAUGUUCACGGAAUUGUGAACGUCAGUGCCUUAUAACAACGAAAAUGCUCAGAAAAGCAGUUAAUGUCAUUUUUAACAACAAUUUUUGGGCAGUGUAGCGGAAAAGUGCCUUGCACCGCUUAUGCAGUGACCGAAUUCGAUUGCAAAGAGACUCCCGCCUGUACCAUGCAAUGUGUGUGAGGCCUUGUUUUACGUGUAUUUACAAUGCAAUGUGUGUGUUUGUUGUUGACAGAGUGUCGGAGUAGUGGGAUGAAAAAUAUCCCAUUUCGGCCUCUCAAAAAAUUCCCACUCCUUUCAGACUUCUACUCCGACUUGCAAAAAUUUUUUCAACUUUUCCAUCAAAAUUAAAACUAACAAAUAAAAAAUACUUUAAAAAUACUUAAAAUGAGUUAAUGUAAUUGUUUUUCUUAGUAAAAUUUUUUUUAUUUUAUGUUUUAAAACAUACUGAAAAAAUUAUGGAUUUUAUUCACAUUGUUAGCAUUUAUUUUCAGUAUUAAUUAAAGAUGAUUGCAUAUCGCUAAAGAUGCUUAUCUUUUAAAAAACACGAUCUUGAAGAAAUAUUUUAGAAAAAAAGAAACUUUUUUUUAAUUAAUAACAUUUUCAGGAUGAAAAAAUUCAACUCCGACACUCUUCAUUGAUGCCAUUGAAAAAAUUAUGGAGAGAACUUUUAUAAACAAUGAAAAUGUUGAAAGGAAAAAUUUUUAUUUUGGUCUUUUUAUUGAUUUUAAUAAAUUUAGUUAAUUAACUUUACGAUUAUCAUUUUUAUUAAUAAUAAUAAUAUUAUCAUUAUGUUAUUAUUAUUGCUAUUAUUAUGUAUGUCAAUUGAAAUUGUAAUAAAAAUCUCUAAAAAUUAGUUU